AUGAAAGUCCUGGAAACCAUCCCACCAAACGAUGAUUUCAAAAUGAGACAUCCAUCGCCGCUGUAUCCUCAAAAAGUCGGAAGACAAGCUCUCCAUUUUUCACCGCAGCUCGGAUGCUGGUUCACGCUGAAGAUAGAAGAAAGCCUUCCUUGCUUUGCAAUUCAGAUGAAGUUCUACGAGACCGACCACGAUCCCUUCACGAUGAACAAGCCUUGUCGGUUCAAGGCCAAGAAGCGAUUCCAGCCGGUCAACGUAUUCCUCGUCAAAGAGUCAGUCCCUUGUGGAUUUGACCGAAUGGUUCCCGAAGAGCUAUUCGACUUCGCCAAUGUCCUACGAGAAGGCGUUCAGUUGGAGCAAUAUGCUGCCAUCCUCAUCAGAAUGGACGACUGCUACAGCAACGUGCCGGUCGUUUGCACAGAAGAACAAUCAUCAAGUCAACUUUGGAAAAAUGAAAAUUCAGUACACGUCAUGCUCGAAGUUGGACUUGCCCUCGCUGCCGAAGCGGGCAUCACGAAAAAUAUGACGGCAAAUGAGUACUUCCUACACAAAAUGAUGUCGAGCCACCUCUCCAGAUCCUUCAAGAAAAUCAACUUGGACGAAUGCCGCUGCGCAUCCUGCUAUUAG
Oikopleura dioica is the source of this 624-nucleotide messenger RNA. NCBI's taxonomy places the organism in Eukaryota, Metazoa, Chordata, Appendicularia, Copelata, Oikopleuridae. The record is from the annotation of a GenBank genome assembly.